AUGACACACCAGCUCAACUCGGCAUCUCCACUGCGUCGGGCAAAAGUGGAGUGGUGGAACAAGUCGGACGUCUUUGUCCGCUGCCCCAACUGUGAGGAGAUCCAUCUCCACCAUUUCAAUCGCCUAUAUGAGACCCCACUACAACGACGGUCGCACUGUGUGAUCCCAGGCCGAGAAAACGACAGCUGCGACUACAGAAUUAUCUUUCCCUUCGAUGAGGUCUCAGGUCAUGCUGGCUACGAAAUCGACAAACAGAGAGCCAUAUUCGUGUCUGGGACGGCCGAUCCAACUGAAUAUUACAGAGCCAGGGAGGACGACCAUGUAGGACCCACGGUUGAUGAUUUUAGAGACAGAAAGAAGUGGACUGAAGCAACCGAGAAGGUCCAUAUCAGCGAGGCCGAUUCAGGACUUCCUGGUGGCUACACUAUCGAAAGGAUUAUCGACGUGGUGAGCGCCUUAGUUCAGGGAAGGGUGGGAGAAGUACGCAAUUAUUUAGAAUCAUCCAAGGACGCGGAUAUACUUCUCCAUGGCGUCGAGGCACACUCUGUCCCUCAGCUUGACGGUUCCGACUCUUAUAGCGACGGCAGUACUGAUGGCACCAAAUCGCUGGAUGACGAGAUUGUCCAAGUAACUGGCAAUACGGCGCUUCAUUUCGCUGCAUGUGAGGCGUCAUAUGAGAUGGUUCGGCUUCUUUUGCAGAAGGGAGCGAACCCAGACGCGGUCAACAUGGACGGACGAGUCCCGCUGAUGGAAGCUGCUCUCUGGGGACGGUUGAGGAACGUCGAACUUCUCUUGGAAUACGGUGCCAAUAAACAAAUCGAUUGCACUUGUCACGGUCAACGCUUGCGGGCCGUGGACUUCGCUAGACCGCUACGGAACAACAGUAAGGAACGGUACUGCCGGACUGGAGGGUUCUAUAAAGAAGACGCAUACCAGAGAGACUUGGAUCGGGAAAAGAUUGUUCGUCUGCUGAGCGAAAGCCUCGAAGAGCGGCUACCAAUCCUGUCCAGUUUUGCAUUUACUCGGUCACCAGAGGACGAAAACUUACUUACGUUAAUCUCCAACUUUGAUAUCCCAAACAAGUGGAAGACCGUGGCGGUAUUAUAUCGGGGCAGUCAACUUCCUACAGCGGCCGCCAUGAGCGGUUGGGCCCACGAAGAGGACUCCGAUGUCCAAGUCGGAGGCAGGGAGUGGACGAUGGAGGUCCGUCAGCUCUGCGACUUCAUUGGAUACCCACUUACGCCACAUCAAAGAGAUCAGGGGGAGUCCGGACGGUAUCAUGCUUGCCAUGCAGAGAAACAGCUGGUCGCAUUUUUCGUCAACAAGCAUCUCUUCCUGUCCAAAGAAGUGGAGAAAGACGUAGACAUAGCAAGACUAAGACUGCAUGAGCCGUCGGACGAGGAAUACGAGCAGCAGGAGAUUGAAAGGCGUCACAGGGAGAAGCUUUCAAGCCUCAGGGAAGUUGAGCCUCCAGUCACCAUUAAUAAGGGAAAGAUUCUGGUGUGCCGACCUAUUUGUGAAGAUUGCCGCAGUUUUCUGAAGCAUGUUAACUCCACGCUUCAUUUAGAGCUUACGAUAUUCCACCGCUGCCUCGACAAUGGAUGUAAGGCAUGUCGGUCAUAG
Molecule: messenger RNA, 1623 nt
Organism: Cryphonectria parasitica EP155
Lineage: Eukaryota; Fungi; Ascomycota; Sordariomycetes; Diaporthales; Cryphonectriaceae
Exons: 1
Coding region: 1-1623 (540 amino acids)
Molecular function (GO): protein binding
Source: RefSeq, a predicted model, not a curated record